AUGAAAGACUUAUGCGAAUGGGUUGAGUUUUUUGAGGCUGCUGGUGUUCCAGCCAAACUAAGGGAAACAUAUGCUGGAAUCUUUGUAGAACAUCGAAUUAACAAUUCAGUCCUUGCUGAUUUAGAUAAGGACCACUUAAAAGAUAUGGGGAUCACAGUUAUUGGAGAUAUUAUUUCCAUACUAAAGCAAUGCAAAAAAAUAAGACACGAGCUAUCAGUUGCACCAACUCCCGUCGUUACUUCAACUACGUCGAAAGACUGCUCAUCUGAAAAUAAAAAAGCUGUGUCCAAAAAUGUUUUAGUCCCAGUGCGUCGUCGAAUGAAUCCUGAAGUUGAAGGAAAAUACAUUGUUAAAAUGCCAAAGGGGACGACUUUGAAGACUCAGAAGAUUCUUGCAUCAAUGAAGCAAAAGAACAGUGCAAAGUCUAGUCAACCUGAAGUUGCCAAAGCCGCCAAAACUAAUGAACCUCCUGUAUCGUCUACCUUUGAAGACAGCGAUGCCGAUGAUUGUGAUAAUUAUCGUGUUAUCAUCUCUAAAUCGAAUACACAUGGUUCCACAUCUAGUGAUUCAGUAUUCAGUCGUUUAGGUAAUGCUGUAAAUAGAGAGGAUUCACCUACAAGUGUGCUUAUAAAAAAAACGAUAGAUCCAUCUGCUGCAAUGCAACGUUUUAUUCGUUGGAAUUUAAAUGACAACAGUCAUGGAUCACCUUUUCGUCCUCCACCAUCUGUUACAGAAACCAUGAUGAGCUCAUCGGAGGAUUCUUUGAAUUUUAAAGUUGUUAAACAAGUUAGCAGUCUUACAAAAAACGUUGAUCAGGCUAUUAAAUUAAGAACACCCCUUAAACGUCAUGCUUCUGAUACGGUAUUUAGUCGUUUAAGUACUCCAUCAACUACUAUGCAAUCAAAUGAUCAACUUUCUUACCAAGGAAUUUUGAAGAAGUCACGUACGCAACCUCCUAAAUUUAACGAUGAAUCGAUGUCUCCAUGUUCUCUAAAUAGCUUUCUUUCUCCAUACACCGAAGGUGUACUUGGACAGAGUCGUAUGCAAAAAGUUUCUGUUAAAAACCGCUUAGGCAACAGACAAGGAAAGUCUAACGCUCCAGUUCAUUCUAGACUUGGUCGAGCAUCUAAUCCAUUAUAA
Messenger RNA from Schistosoma rodhaini, 1140 nucleotides. The record is from the annotation of a GenBank genome assembly. Lineage: Eukaryota; Metazoa; Platyhelminthes; Trematoda; Strigeidida; Schistosomatidae.